GUGGGAACCAAGCACCAAAGAAGACGGGAGGCCAGGUCCACUGAUGGCUGUCUCCCUCUUCUCUGUAGCCCUCCCCAACCCCUAAGCAGCCCAGCCCCAGCAGAAGAGGCCUGGGCACAGGAAUGGAUUGCUGCUAGAAACCUGGCUUCAGCUGGAGGAAGUCGGAAGGCUGGGCUGAUGGCUGCGCAGACAGAGCUGUGUUUAUCCAGGAAAAGAGGUAGGACGUAGGCAGCAGAGGCCCCUGCCAGCACCUCCCAGAAGGACUGCGCUGGGGGAGCAAGCUGGAGAGGAAGCUGCUCCCCUCUGGCUCUGAACGUGUCAGGGCCUGAGGCCAGAACCCAGAGGCGACCCACAGGUAAGGCCUGCACUCCGGGCGCGCGAUGGAGAGGGUCGCGGGCUUGGAUCCCAGGGCGGACGGUCGGAACACGGUGCUCUUGGUGGCCCCGCGCAGGGGUGAGGCGAUCGCAUGCUGGCCGAGCCUUUCGGAGACUGCUCUGGGGUUGGCGGAGAAUCAAUGCUGCCUUUGUGCUCAGAGAUUUCCUAGGGAGAAAAGGAGUGGGGAGUGGGAGGGGCGACCCAACGGCCCGGCCCCGCCCCGCAGACACGGGAUGCGGUAGGGCUGGGAGGCGCGGGAGCUGGAGGGUCAGAGCUACCGGGGGUGGGAUUCUGUGCCCCCGGGAGGUGCGUCUCCUUGAACCAGCCCUGGGUGCCCUGAGGUCAGUAGCCAGGUGUGUCCCCUGGCUGCCAGGGGCAGAAGUGAGUCCUCUUCUGGCUUCCAGCUACUCGAGGAGGGGAGGGAGGAGCCAGAGGAGGCAGGUGGGGCUAGGACUGAAGGAUGGCUCAGGCCAGAGAAGCUUGCGCCGGGGCAGCCUGGCAAAGGGAGGGAGUCCAGAGGAGCGCCAGACUGGUUCCUGGAGGAAAACCCGUCUUCGAAAUGGGCGGGGGAGAAGGGUGUGAGCCCGCCUAGGACGAGGUGUCCCUUCCAGGGGAUUGGGAUCUGGGUCCUUUUGCUAUAACGCGGUUAUUAUCCUAUUUGUCCUAAUAGUACCCUAGGGUUCUAGUGGGUGUGUUGGGCCCUCUAAAGUCAGGGGCACAUCUUUAGUACCAAUGGGAGAAUCUGUGUGCUUGGUGACCGAGGCCCGUAUCUGAAAAUGUGACUGGACCUGGUUCCCUCCAUUUCUCCCCAUCCUCCCAGGCUUCACCACCCUUUCUUUUUAUCCUCAAAUAGGGGUCUGCGCUCCCAGUGGGUCCGGAGACAGGGGCGCGGUGGCCGACCGUCCGGUGUACCCCAGCAUCAUCCACCUCUGACUCCUCUUCUCUCCUCGCUUCGCCCCGCUCCGCCCAGCACUCCCAUUUGAGACUUGGGAUUGGGAUCCUCUCGGCCCUGCGGAAUUCGGAAUUCCAUUACCCAGCCCACCGCAUGUGGCUCUUGGAAAAAGCUGGCUAUAAGGUGGGGGCCGCGGAACCUGGGGCCCGCUGGGCGCUCUCGGGCCUGUUCUCCAAGCGUCGCGCCCCGGGCCCGCCCACCGGCGCCUGCCCCAACGUCCUCACCCCGGAUCGCAUCCCGCAGUUCUUCAUCCCUCCUCGGCUCCGGGAUCCCGGCGGCGCAGAGCCCGCGGCCCGGCGGGACUUGGCCGGGCGCGGCCUCCCCGCGGCCUGCUCGCUGCCUCACCUGGCUGGUCGCGAAGGCUGGGCCUUCCUGCCCGAGAGCCCGCACACGCGCCGGCGCGAGUCCCUGUUCCACGCGCCGCCGCCCGCCCUGGCCGCGGAGCUCCCCGCGCCUCAGUCCCGACUGCACGUCUCCGCCCCGGACCUGCGCCUCUGCUGGGCCCCCGACAGCGACACGGCCUCGUCGCCGGACUCGUCGCCCUUUGGCUCCCCGCGGCCGGGCCUGUGCCGGCGCCAGGUGCCCAGGCCGCACUCGCUGUCCCCAGAACCCGCGAGCUCGGCGGACACCAGCCCGCACCCGCCGCGCCGCGCUGGGCCGCCCACGCCGCCGCUCUUCCACCUGGACUUCCUGUGCUGCCAGCUGCGGCCCACGCGCGAGAGCGUGCUGCGCCUGGGGCCCCGCGGCGGGCAGCUGCGGCUCUCCACCGAGUACCAGGCCGGGCCCGGGCGGCUGCGGCUGCGCCUGGUGAGCGCCGAGGACCUGCCCAGGCCGCGCUCCCGCCCUGGGAGCGGCGGCGGCGGCUGCUGCGUGGUGCUGAGGCUGCGGCCCCGCGUCCGACCGCAGGAGCAGCGGAGCCGCGUGGUCAAGUGCAGCGCCAACCCCAUCUUCAACGAGGAUUUCUUUUUCGACGGGCUCGGGCCGCCGGACCUGGCCGCCCGCAGUUUGAGGGCCAAGGUGCUAGACAGGGGCGCGGGACUUCGCAGGGAUAUGCUGCUGGGGGAAUGCGAGACGCCCCUCAUUGCGCUGCUGCCCCCGCUGGGUGCGGGACUAGGUCCCGGGUCCUCCCUGGCGCCCACCCAUCUCAGCCUGUAGACGAGCCCCUGGCUUCCUCAGCACGUCUCCACUGAGUCUGCGGUCCGCAUUCUUUCCGCCCUGCCUGGCUUGUAUUUAUUUUUGCUAAUAAAGUG
This is a messenger RNA of Cebus imitator (Panamanian white-faced capuchin), 2577 nucleotides long. RefSeq names its product C2 calcium dependent domain containing 4D (gene C2CD4D). NCBI's taxonomy places the organism in Eukaryota, Metazoa, Chordata, Mammalia, Primates, Cebidae. Bases 1421 to 2482 code for a protein of 353 amino acids. The transcript has a single exon. The record is from RefSeq and is a predicted model, not a curated record.